AUUUUUGACUUCCCGAAUGCCAUCACCUCUGAUAAUUGCUGGUGUUAUUACUUCCAAGUGUAAUUGGUGAAAUUGGACUUGUUCUAAAGAUGCCAGUGAAAAAGAAAGGGGGAAAAUCCAAAUCUGGAGGUAAAAAGAAAGGGGCAAAGAAAGUUAAGAAGUCAAAGGAUGAGUUAGCCAAGGAAAAGCUCGAGAAAGCAGCAUCAGCCUUUGAGGCUGCAGAUGAUCUUCAUGCUGCAUUUGUAGCUCGUAUGGACAAAUGGAUGCUUGAUAACUAUGCCCGGGCUAUUGAUCUCUUUCGUCGUUUUGAUGUUGAUGGUGAUGGUAGCUUGUCAUAUGAGGAGUUCUACGCAGGAAUGCGAGACUUAAAUGCACCUGCUAACAACCUUGAGUUGUAUGUCCUUGCGAAGAAGCUAGAUAGAGAUGCUAAUGGUCUGCUGGACUAUCUUGAGUUUUCCAAAGGCUUGAAAUAUUACAAGAAGGAAGAGUGUGUCCAAGAUGAUGGGCUACCAGUUUUGAAGUUUGAGAGAGAAGAGCUGGAACAAUGUCCUUGUUGUAAACUGGGAUUAUGGCAACCUCCUAAAGAAAAGUAUCCGAGGUUUAUAAGUAUGGAGCUCAAACUUGUAACAUUUGCCAACCUGCCACACUUGAAGUCUUAUCCAGGACAUUUCCAGAUCUUUGUUCAUGCCCACAUACCAGUUUAUUCCAUAGAAUCGAUAAUCCAUGAGAGGUUUGGAGGAACGACAAGGAAAGUUAUCAUAUACUGCACCACUAAAGAAGGGAAAAGAGUACAGCUGGAUCGACAUAAGACUCUUGAGGAGUGUGGCUUUUCUGGUGGCCCUCGGCCAGAACCCCAGCUUGUAGAGUUAUUAUAUGACUUUCAUGUAGAAUUCAAUGAUUGCCCAAUUCUUAUGAGUGAUCAUUAUUUUACAUAACAGUGUGAUUUAAAAGCCAUUGUUUUCCUGUGACUUUGACAGGGUAAUGGCCUGGGGUGUGCAGGUGGGUGGGAGUGUGCGGCCCACUUGCCAAAACCCUUACAGUACCCUAUUUAUGUGCAAAAUCUGUGAUUUUCUCUACCCUAGUUAUGACCUGACCAAAAAUUUGGGUAAAAACUUGCAGCAGUCAUUUUUCAUCAAUGAUAGAGUCGUGCAAUAAUUCUCUUGUGUGCAACCAUAUACGUGCACUGUUAACCUGAGAGAAAAUCUGCUCUCAGAGUCUUUACUGGACAGACCCUGCUACUCUUGAUCCGUGCAGUCUGUGAAGACGUUAUGAGCUUAUACUCUUCCUGUGUGACACAAGUGCUAGUUGAUUACCGGUAUAUAACAUUUGGAUUAAUAUAUCAAUUUUGGAAUAUCUGUGUGAAUAUGAAAUGGUAGCCUGAGACAUACCUUUCUUUGAAAAAAUGGAAUGUGUAGUGCUCAGUAACCUUUAUUAUCUUAUUUAGCUGGCAGUUGACAUGAGAAUUUUCAUUGCAAGGCAGGUGUGAUUUAUUUUUUAGUACAAGAUAUACUACAAGUCUGUCAUACAUGUCUUUUUCUACAUUUGGCUACAGUUCACCAGGUUAUUUUAGAGAGUGAUUUGUUUUUUGAUACAGUGAAUAAAAAAUAGAGCAAAGAUGUUCUGUGGAGCUUUUUGAAAAAUAUAGCUGCGAGGUUUUAUAGAAAAACUAA
This is a messenger RNA of Orbicella faveolata, 1670 nucleotides long. RefSeq lists its product as uncharacterized. The record is from RefSeq and is a predicted model, not a curated record. NCBI's taxonomy places the organism in Eukaryota, Metazoa, Cnidaria, Anthozoa, Scleractinia, Merulinidae. Gene Ontology annotation, molecular function: calcium ion binding.